UACUCCCAAAAUGUAAUUGAUUUUGGAACUUCAGGAGGUCCCAUGGCAGUAUUUGGGGAUUUCAUUUAUAUCAUGACUAGUGUUGGACGUAGUGUCGUUAGUGUCCAUAACACAACAGAUCAACGUACGAGACGUAAAUAUUUUCUUCCUGUAAACAACGCUUAUCUUGAUUUGGCUGUAGCAAUACACAGUAUCACUCCUGACAAAAACGCGACAAGCACUUUUCACUUUCCUUUGUGUGGAUCCAACACAUACUAUCGUAAAAUUAAUGGAGCAUUGAACUGCACGUGUAUGGAAGGAUACUUUGGAGAAUGUAACUCGUGCAGGAGAGACGCAAAGGAAGAAGUGGUUUCAAUUUACAGCGCCAACUUUUCAGACAUUCCUCCACACCGAGAUCCUUACUACAUCAAAGUAUAUCGAUGUGUUAUUGAUAGUCAUUCUUGGCAAUGUGUUAAAGGCUGGCCGAAGCCAAAGUUUCAACGAGAAAUCAAGAUUGUUGUUCCUGAUUUGCAAAACCAAACCAAGUUCUACAAAUAUAUCGUUUAUAGUCAUACAUCUUGCAGAUGUCAAACACAAAAUCCAACAGAUAAUUUUGAUCUUCACAAAAACAUGUCGUCUCAUGAAAUUACUAAGAAAGAAUUUCUUUCGGAAGUUUCAAAGAACCCAUUCAACUUGAGAAGCUGUGAAAGAAGUUAUUGCAACAAGCUUCAUCCUCGUUUUCAUGUGCAUAGUAAACGUAUGGAAGUUACGAGCGAUAAGUUGUUCAUACAGUUCCAUCAAUGUCUACCUGGUUGCAAUGAACAAAUCGACGAACUUUCCAUUCCAACAUUCUUGAGGACUGGUGUGAAAUUUAACGAGGCGAUAAGAAACAGCACAUCUUGUAGCCCAUACUGA
Molecule: messenger RNA, 894 nt
Organism: Xenia sp. Carnegie-2017
Lineage: Eukaryota; Metazoa; Cnidaria; Anthozoa; Malacalcyonacea; Xeniidae
Exons: 4
Coding region: 43-894 (283 amino acids)
Source: RefSeq, a predicted model, not a curated record